CUGAUCCUACUGCACACCUCACCUCACACCUCAGAGCAGGCACCUGCACCUAUAAUCUCUAACCAUCCACAACCAUCGCAAAUCAACAAUCACCAGACGAACUCAGUAAGCUACCUGGGCAGAGCGGUCGAUUGGCCCUGUAUAAGUGGAGGGCGUUUACAGGAUGUGAGGGGGGCCAAAGUGCUGGAUCAGUGAAAACCGAGAGGACCUGCAUCCCAUCCCAUCCCAUCCCUGCCAGUACCUGGACAACUUCAGCCAUCCUCAUCGUCAAAACGUGUCCUUCUCUAGAAAACAGCACUCCAAUCAAACAAAGUAAUAGAAAUAUGCGGCAUAAUGAAAUAGGUAUUGGGAUUUCUCAGAUUCAAUAGUCUAUGCAUGAAUGCAUAUGUCAUAUACACAACAGUGCCAUCACAUUUCAUGGAUUUCUGAGGCACUUGAGGGGCAAACAUUUUUAAAUAGGCUAACUGGGUGGAAAACAUAUGUAUGGAAAGAAAAACGGACACAAUAUCAACAGGGCUGAUGCCAAACUCACAGAUUAUCAUCACAUUCAAAUUCAAAAAACCAGAAACCCGACAAGAGGCUGCAGAGAUCCUCGGGGACUAGGUUAUAUGAAAAGUGCAGGUCUUGCAUAAUUUAUUGAGACAACUGUAAUCUAUCCAUCCGUGUGUCCGUGUGUAUGGCUUUGUGUACAGUCAUUGAUCAUGCCGUGAAUCCAGAAACUGCAGAUUUUACAGCGCAGAUGUCGCCGGAGCUUCACGUCCAAAUAAAGCGAUGAGUAGGAGCAGCCGCGCCGUUUUCCCUCUUGAGGUUGUGAAAAUGUUUGGACGAGGCGCGGCGCUCCGCCUGUAGUUGACGCUUUGCUUUACUGUACAAACUGUGGCUGUUUUUCACCCAAGUUGGGCCGAGGUGACCGAGAUCCCUGUUAGCUGCGGAUGUCCCUGACCAAUUCAAGCGUCUUUCUGCUCAACGAGGGUUCAGCCGAUUCCUACACUAGUCGACCCUCGGAUUCCGACCUGUCCCUGGAGGAGGACCAGGAGGCGUCUCGGCGUGAAGCCGAGCGCCAGGCUCAGCUGCAGCUAGAGAGAGCCAAGUCUAAACCAGUAGCAUUUGCAGUGAAAACUAAUGUGAGUUACUGCGGGGCCCUUGAUGAAGACUGUCCAGUCCAAGGUGCCGCUAUCAACUUUGAAACCAAAGACUUUCUGCACAUAAAAGAGAAAUACAACAAUGACUGGUGGAUUGGUCGGCUGGUGAAAGAAGGGGCAGACAUCACGUUCAUCCCGAGCCCAGUCAAACUAGACGCCAUGAGGAUAAAACAAGAGCAGAAAGCAGCAGCAAGGAAAGGAGGGAACGCUUCAUCCGGAGGCAGGUGGUCCACCCCACCAUCUGCAGCCAAACAGAAGCAGAAACAGACUGAACAUGUACCUCCAUAUGAUGUGGUUCCUUCUAUGCGGCCAGUGGUGCUGGUGGGCCCCUCUCUGAAAGGCUAUGAGGUAACAGACAUGAUGCAGAAAGCCUUGUUUGACUUCCUAAAGCACAGAUUUGAUGGCAGGAUCUCUAUUACACGGGUGACUGCUGAUCUGUCACUGGCGAAGCGCUCGGUGCUGAACAAGAAGCCCAUAAUGAACGCACGCCCCUGUCUAGCUGAGGUCCAGAGUGAGAUAGAAAGGAUCUUUGAGCUGGCCAAGUCUCUUCAGCUGGUCGUCCUGGAUGCAGACACUAUCAAUCACCCAGCACAGCUCCUCAAAACCUCUCUGGCUCCCAUCAUCGUCUACGUCAAAGUCUCCUCGCCUAAAGUUCUUCAGAGGUUGAUCAAAUCUCGAGGGAAGUCACAGAGCAAACACCUCAACGUCCAGAUGAUGGCGGGGGACAAGCUAGCUCAGUGUCCUCCUGAGAUGUUUGAUGUCAUCCUGGAUGAGAACCAGCUGGAAGAUGCAUGUGAACACCUUGCAGAGUACCUUGACAUUUACUGGCGCGCCACUCACCUCCCCUGUUCUGCCCCUGUCAACCCCCUACUGGACCAAAGCGUGAUCACCCCACCCUCAGCUAACUCCAGCCAACAGUUUUCUGAAACUCAAGAGUUGAUAGAAUGAUCACUACCACAGACAUAGGAGCAGCCUGUGCUGUCGGCUGGGGUCAGACUCAGAGGUCAUAGAGCACAGGGAUCAGGGCGCCACCAGGGGGCAGCAGCAGCCGCCCUCACCUCUCCACAGCCAGCCACCACCAGUACCAGUGCUGAUCUAUAGUGAGAGGAAGAGGAGGUUGGUGAGCUGGAGGACGAGGAGCAACAAAAACAAGGAGAGGAGCAGGAGGAGGAGGAAGAUAUGACCAGCACCACAACAGACAGAGGAGCCUCCACCUCACUGCUGCCCCCUCGGAAAGAGCUCCCUGCUCCCACCGCCACGCGACAACUCAGGGCCGCUUUCUACAGCUGCACGCCUACUGGUAACAAAAACCAGUAUAACAGUGCAGCCACUGCACGCCACCUUCCCUCACCCUGCUUCCCCCCCCGACCUUGUUCCCAACUCGGUGCUCUCACACUGAAAGUCACGUCCCCCACCUGGCAAAGCUGAGCCAGCCCAUGUGUGUUCAGACACCCAGAGGUGGACGUCCUAGACACAGAUAGGCUGAUUCAGCUCUCAUCAUAGACAAAUGAUUCACACCUGUGAAAUCAGGUAAUAUGAUAGCGUACAGUACUGUAGCAAAGCUGUCAGUAUAACACAAAACAUGAAUAUGAGAAGCUUCCCAGGGUUUCCUUUCUCUGCCCCUCUCCAAAGAGUUCAGAGAGUGACAGAAAACCAAUUCUGUAUGUCUUCCAUCUCUGUAGCUCUCUGUGAGCUGUGAUUCCAAUUUAACCAAAUGUUUUCUGAAAGGCACAAUAGUUUCUAACAGAGUCAACGUGGUGUCACCGGAGUUGGGACACACAUGGAAAAUGAAAACUUUUCUCUUCCUUUAUCACGUGCUUUCUUUCCUUGUUUAUGCAGUAGCCUUUUUUUAAAUUAUUCUUUCCAUUUAUUUUUUUUACAGUAACUAUCUAUAUUAAUAUCUAUAAUUCAUAUCUCAGCUCUCAGUAAAGCUGAUCACAUAUCUGUCUGCAACAGUAAUGCAAAACCCAUGCAUGACAAGCACAGAGUUGCACAUCUACAGUCUAUAUGCAUCUUUGUCACAGCUGUGAAUGUAUAAAUGCUGGUGUGUUGGCUUUGGGAGACGGUGGCAAAUCUCAUAACUAAAAUGAAAAUGCAAUUCAAUAGUAACCAGAGAAAACAAUGUGCUUCUUGAAAUCACUGAUAGUUUCCCAAGACAAGCAGGUAUAAAUUAUACAUAAAACAAAUCACCAAGUCACAUUUAGACUAAAAUAUGAUUAUAAUGAAUCAUAUUUCAUCAAUUCCACUACAGUAAUCAUGUACAGUAUGUCAAUUGCUGAACUGUAGGGUUGAAUUUUAUAUCCCAAAGAAAUUAAUUAAAAUUCUUCUCUCUGACACAAUGUGAUCCACUCAGAAAUAUAACUUGUAGCAUAACAACAUAAAAACAAAAAUAUACAACAUCUGGUGAUAUGAGUAAGGUUACUCCAAAAAGGGACAAAAUUAAGGCAUUUUUUCUGUCUCAAGCUUUCAGAUUUGGUACAUCUGGUAUUUAUUAGUUAUUGUUUCCUGACACCAAACUGUAAGACUUCAGCAAGGCCUCCGUCCUUUUCUGGAGUAACCAGAUGUUGUACAUUAUGUUUUUUAAACAAUAAUUGCUAUCAGCACCAAACACAUCACUGUAUAAUUUCCAAAGAUAAUAGAUGUACAGAUUAAUAAUGCAACUAAAUGUUGCUUCAACAUGUGUGCUUUAUAGGAUUCUUGGUGAUAUUAGCACUUAACUAAAAUAAACACAUCACUGUAACCCAGAUAGUCGGGAACAUAACUGCAUUUUAUUUAUUUUUUUUACUAUAUCAUAUUUACAUUUUAAACAUUAUUACUACUCAGUGUUGUAGUGGUAACUGGAGAAGUGGGUAGACUAAAGACUCCCAGUUUCAGUUUUGAGUUUAAGAACGCUGCACACUGUCUGUACACUCAAUUUUAGCUCCUAAAAAAUUAUUUGACUCAAAAAGGCAACAUUUCAACCCUACGGGGUGUUCAUCAGGGUGACUUUAGGUAUCAACUGAGCUUCAGGAGUUUGUUGCUCUGUGAAAAAGAAGUAGCCAUUUGUAUAAACCCUCUACUACACACUGUGCUAAUCCUAAUAAGCCCGAUAUAUUGUUUUGUUAUGUUUUGGCAUAAACAGUUAACAGCUAAAAAAUCAGUACAUGUAGGCUUGUAAGUACAUGGAGGGCGACCUCUGGUGGUAUAUUUAUGUUACUGAUGGUCUUGUAUCCACUGCUUAUUUAUCUGAUCAAUGCAAACAAACUGCCAGAUAUACAUUAAAUAUACAUCCACAUGAUUUUAGAAAAUGCACAACUUUCAGUCAUAAGAUUUGUUAAAUAUCUUGGCUGCAAAUAUCAAAAGCUUCCAUCCAAACUUUCCACAGCCACCAAUCAUCUCUCUUAUUUUUAUUUAAUAAUCAAUUUGCCUCCAUUUCACAUUGUAGGCCCACAAUGCAAUGAAUGCAUCUCAGAUUCUCACUUUAAUGCUUUUAUCAUGAAACUAUACAAUUCAGCUAACAUACAGUACCACAUUUGUAAAUAAUCUAAUGUACGUGCAUGACAUAUUGUAUUCCUGUUUCAUCAGAAGGGCUUUUUAGGACCAUCCUCACAUGAGCCGUUCACUCUUCAGAGUAAAUGACCUACAUAACCAAUCACAUAUAUGCAUUAUCAAGGCUUAAUUGUACAUACUGUAUAUUCAAUAUGCAGAUAUUAUUGCACAGAAAUGACAAAUGCUGACAGAAAGUAGAAGGGUUUUAGUCACAGCACAUAAUUCUACAGCACCAGUCAGAAAUUUGGACACACUUUCUCAUUCACUUGAAUGGGAAAGUGUGUCCAAACUUUUGACUGGUGCUGUGUAUUCAACGCCUCAGAAAGCAUGUGUUUAUAUGUAUUUUCCUCUCUUUUUAGAAUGAUGCACUGCAGUUAUUUAGGACCACCGUAAAGAUUGCUUCCACUGACACCCACAUUCAUUUCUGAAGGACCAGGUUUGAGAUGUAUAACUUCUACUUAAUGAAACACAGAGAACAAUUUACCUUCUUUCGAUUAAAAAAUAAAUAAAAAAAAAUCAGCUCCUCCUAUUUGCUUAAUUUUUAUUGCAGGAAAUUUAUACAAAAAUUCUUUGGACACCCAAAGCACAAUUUUUUAUAAUUAUCAUUUCUGAUUGCGUUUCACUUGCCUAAAUUCUGUAUGCAAUACAAAGUCUAGCAUUGACGAGACACUAGCUGAGACUAUCAAGAUACCUCCUCAGUUAUGAUGGGGUAUAGUUGCACUACUAUCAUUUAUAUGUCUGCUUUACGAUGCAAUAAAUGCACUAAACGUUUUGCUGUACCCACCUCCAAUACUGAACAAGCUGUCUGGUCUAAUGAUGAUGUCAACAUGUCCCGUGGUUUCUGAGAAGUCGACAAGAUGAACGAUGUCCAACAGUGUCUGAUGAUGACGUGUACAGGGUGCAUCUUUGUCAAUAGCACAUUUGAAAAAGGGGGUGAAUAA
This is a messenger RNA of Thunnus maccoyii (southern bluefin tuna), 5611 nucleotides long. It is a transcript of the gene cacnb3b, whose product is annotated as calcium channel, voltage-dependent, beta 3b. NCBI's taxonomy places the organism in Eukaryota, Metazoa, Chordata, Actinopteri, Scombriformes, Scombridae. The coding region runs from base 933 to 2090 and encodes 385 amino acids. The transcript has 15 exons. Gene Ontology annotation, molecular function: protein binding; high voltage-gated calcium channel activity. Gene Ontology annotation, cellular component: voltage-gated calcium channel complex. The record is from RefSeq and is a predicted model, not a curated record. Gene Ontology annotation, biological process: calcium ion transmembrane transport; neuromuscular junction development; chemical synaptic transmission.